Pseudophryne corroboree (corroboree frog) is the source of this 555-nucleotide messenger RNA. It is a transcript of the gene RPS24, whose product is annotated as ribosomal protein S24. The transcript is spliced from 7 exons. Gene Ontology annotation, molecular function: structural constituent of ribosome. Gene Ontology annotation, biological process: translation. NCBI's taxonomy places the organism in Eukaryota, Metazoa, Chordata, Amphibia, Anura, Myobatrachidae. The coding region runs from base 47 to 442 and encodes 131 amino acids. The record is from RefSeq and is a predicted model, not a curated record. Gene Ontology annotation, cellular component: ribosome.
GGAUGCUCGCUCUUUCUUUCCUUCCUCCCUGAGAGACGCCGCCAAGAUGAAUGACAGCGUCACCAUAAGAACCCGGAAGUUUAUGACCAACAGACUUCUCCAGAGAAAGCAAAUGGUCAUAGAUGUCCUUCAUCCUGGAAAAGCCACUGUUCCUAAGACUGAAAUCAGGGAGAAGCUGGCCAAAAUGUACAAGACUACCCCAGAUGUGAUCUUUGUAUUCGGUUUCAGGACUCACUUUGGUGGUGGCAAAACCACUGGAUUUGGCAUGAUCUACGAUUCCUUAGACUACGCAAAGAAAAAUGAACCCAAGCACAGACUGGCCAGGCAUGGCCUAUAUGAGAAGAAGAAGACUUCCAGGAAACAGCGCAAAGAAAGGAAGAACAGAAUGAAGAAAGUCAGGGGUACAGCCAAAGCAAGCGUGGGUGCUGGCAAAAAGAAAUGAUCAGCAGUGAGCUUUGGGGCUAGUUCUCACAGAAGGAUUAAUGCAUCCAGGGAUGGUCUUCCUGAAAACUGUACUACAAUCUACGAUCUUGUAAUAAAAAUGAUAAAAAUCGG